GCGAUCAUUUAUCAGGAGCAGGGAAUAGGAGGCUAUAGCGGAGGAGCGAGGACGACUUUUGGUUGUGGCGGUAACAGGUUGCUCGGUUGCACGGAGCUCGAUCGAGGCGAGGAUAGACGCCGAGGACUGGAGCGGCGGUGUUCGGCUCGCAAUCGGCAGUGUGAACAGCUCGACGGGCGCCGGGAGCGCGAAGCAGGCGAGGCGAGGCGAGGGUGGAAGAGCGAGCGAGCGGGCGGGCCGUCGAGGGAGAAUAGGAUUUGGAGUAUCGUGAAGUGAUCAGGUGCGCAGGUUCUGGAGGCAGCCGGCGAUUGUCAGAUCUUGGAGCGCGUCGUCGAAGCGGGGCGGGGGAUGCGUCGUUGCUCGCGGGCUCGCGGGUGUUGGUCGCGGCGGAGGCGGUGCUGAGGAAGAUGCCGGGAGAAGUAGGUCGGGCUAUAGAGACUGUAGUUGCGGUGGUCGUCCUGAGCCGCUUUUGUUGUGGUUUCGGCGAGUGAGUAUGCGCAGAUCGUCCUGGUGGUCGACAGCCGAACGUCAUGGGGAUUCUCUGUGAACCUCGUUGUAUCUUGCCUUUCUCCAAGCUCCUAUAGAGCCCGUCUCGAUGAACGGUGUGUGUCUGGCGGGUGUCAGUGCGUGAGCGGUGUCGCGCUCAACAUUGUAGCUGUAGGGAGUAGGCUAUCAGACUGGCUGCUUGCGAGGCGAAAUGAUCUCUGUGAAGAGACUAUGCGACAAUACGGGUAAUCAGUUCUACUUGGUCGAGUCUCGUCUGCCAGACGGGAAGCUUCAGUGCAUCACUCGAUCCUAUAAGUUUAGGUGUAAUGCCCGCGGGUUUGAAGACGCCGACGCUCGAGCGAAGGCUCUCAGGUUCGCCAUCACCACCGAUACUCUGGUUCAGUUUCGAGCUUUCAUCUUCAGCGAACAGGAUGCUGCGUCAGCGCUUGGAAGAACGGAGGGAUGUGCUUUGUCGGGGUCUCCCAGAUUAGAUGCGUUUUUGGCUCUUGGAUCGUCUCCUGAGAGUGUGAGGCGGAGAGGAAUUAGAUCUUACAUUUGCAUGCGACAGAAUCGCUUGACAGGACUGCGGUUCGUGGUGGCUAUGUCCCGGCUCGAGAACGGUCGCCUGCGUGCGGUUUCUUUCCAGGACCAUAGCUUAGUAGGAGGAGGUAUACCAGAUGAAGCGUACGAAGCCUUGAACAAGGCGGUGCGGUUCCUGCGAGGUGUGGCUUUCGAGAGCUGGCGCAAGCAGAACGUGAACGACUUGACGAGCAGGAAUCGGGAGACUUUCGGCCAUCGGAGGGAGCGCGCCCUCAAGCACGUUAGCGCUUUCGUGGAGAUUGAAACGGGAGAGAAAGUCGAUUGCGCGUGUGGGAAGAACCGCAGCCGAGGGCUCAUGGUGGCUUGUGAGCGCUGUGGGGCGUGGGAACACGCGGAAUGCCAGGGAUUCCGGUCUGAUAAGCAGAUACCUGCGGAUUACAUAUGCUCGGCAUGUAUGAGGGCGGACAGGGAGGAUGUGGUUGUCAUCAGGUUGGAUGAACAGGUUAGUCUCAGGAAUCUACGAGAGCUUCAGACUUGAAGCGCGGUCUUGUUUAACAGGGAAUUGAUGGAAUUUCACAGGGUUACAGGGACAGGAUAUGCUCUGGUCUGCCAGGGACUCCGUAGGUAGAGAUUUCUUUGCACACAGGAGCUGGAUAAGUGAAGGAUUACGUACUAGAGUUGUAAACAGUGACGAGCUGGAGAAAGGACUGUCGCUGUUUUGUCUUUUGCUUGGCAAGUAGUACAGGGAAAUGUCAGAUUGAGGAAGUGAUGCAGGGAUGGAUUACGUCUUUGGGCCUUUAAGGCAGGGCAAGAUCUAGCCAUCGUAUGUAACUUCUCGGUCCUCAGCCUCCUAUUGGUUUAGGUUGAUGCGACAGACACUGUAUGGUGCCAGCUGCCUGGCUUGGAGUCAAAAGGAGUUGCAUAGACCUUUUUAAGGAUGAAAACCCGGCAGCCUCAAGGGAGAAUGCGGGAAUUUGCAACUGGAAGAUCUGUGGACGGAUGCUAAAAUAAGAGAUAGAGAAGGAGUUGAACGAGUGUGCUGUGUAUGUGGCUGCGAAGACAAUCAAGAUUUUGAACCGAUGAUCCAUCCUGUGACAGAGCAUGCGUGUGAAGAUGGUGAAGCUUUCGCACAUCCGGCCUGUGUCUCUGCGGCUCAACACCUUUCGAAUAAAGCCUGGACUAGACAGGCAACGCUAGCUGGAUUGUGUCAAAUUUGCGGCGAGAGAUUUCUCAAAUCACCGAAGGACGAGCUUCUCACAAGCUCUGGAGUCAGUUCGGUCAAAACGUCACUUGGCUCUACAUCUCCCAAUACAUCGUCUCAAGCGCGCAGCUCUAGAAGAGCUGCCAAGACGGAUCAGACCAGUCGUAAGCGCCUGCGCAGCGCGCUGACAAAUGGUGGAGUUGUAGCCAAAGCAGAUGUUGAGAAGCGUCCUUUUAAGAAUGUUAAGGAGGAGGAGAGCGACGGUCACCCCUCGCAAAGUGGAGACAAGACAGACUCUGCGGGAGUGGAAGCAAAUAAGGUUGGUACCACAUUAUUUGGGCGACGCUUUAAUGAUGCAGCGGUUACCGUUCCCAUAAAGAAACGAAAAUUUCAAAUGUUGGAAGUACCUCGAUCUCCGUCACCGCCUCCAAAAUCGCCUUCACCAUCUCCCCAAGUGGACAUAGUCGCACCCAAAGGAGAGCAGUCUGAUCAAACAGUUUUGAGUUCCAAAGGUGAGGUAGGUCAGUGCUCAGAGGAUGCAGAAAUGUUGGAAGGUGGAUCGUUAGACACUGAAGCUGUUACAGGUGCUGGAGCGCACGCAGUGUUCAGCGUACUUGAGAGCAAGGGAGACAGUGGGAUGACUAUCUCUGGCAGGAAGCUUGUUUACCCGCUGUCAGAUGCCAGUGACUUGGUGGCACGUCACGACAGUGAAAUUUCUGGUGCUACCAGUGAAGUCAUACCAUUUGAGAAAGGUGCGGGGUCCUCAAAGAAGGGGUCAGACUCUUCUUUAACGAGAAGAUCAACGGCAACUCAGAGUAGGGUAAGCUUGAAUGUAAGUGACACAGCUCGCGGAUCCGAAGAGUCGAGAUACAGCAGAGCAGGACAACAGGACGAUCAUCACCCGGGCAAGGGAAGAGUGAAGUCCGGCGAGAAGUCAAAGCUUUCUGAAAACGGUAGGCCGACGGAACAUGAGAAUGUUCCGUCGUCACAUGGCCAGCAGAGUCGUCCUUUGGAUAUUAUCCAGCACGAUACGCUUCAUGUGCCACCUAGAAGAAUUCCGAAUGUGACUGUAGGUAAAGAGGCACUGAAAGAAUCUUCUGUGCACGCAAGUGCCGGGGCCAUUUCCCCAGACUUCCAUCAGUCAGGGGGGCUGCAUGCAUCAACAAGUAACCGCAGUCCUGUCACAACCGAUGACGUGAGAGAAUUUCAAGGAAGGCACUUAGUCGACGAUGCAUCUAGGAGUAGUGAUUUAGCAAGCAGCGUCCCUACACAAGCAAUCAGUGUUCUAGAACGGGACUUCCACAGCGAUGAGAAGCGUGAAAGAGAAGUCAGUACGGAGAGGGAGAUGCAUCAUGACAACGUUCACUCAGGUGAUGCAGACGUGAAAGAUGUGGCUAGGUCAUCGAGUGCAAGCCAAGGACCUUCGCGGGACGCUAGGCUGCAUUGGGAUCUGAACAUGGAUAUGGAGGAGUGGGAGAGGCCGCCUGAAGAGGAUACGGGUACCUUUACGGGCUUGGGUGUUGGAGCACAAGCUAGCACUUCUAAUGAUACCAAUGUAGAACGUGUUCAUAAAGUCGUUGCAGAUGAUUCAAGACUGGAUGUUUCUCUGGCUCUGCCUGAGUGUGCCAAAGUUAAUGCUGAAGUCGUUCUGGAGGAGCUGAGUAACGAGGAGGGUCAGGCAGUAGAGGUUACACACUUUGAGGGUGAGUGUGAUGUCUCGUCUAAUGACGCAGGGGGUGUUGAAGUAAAGUGCCUUGCUGAGGAAUCUGACGCCAUAGAUUCCGGGAUUGAAAAUCUCUCUGCAGAAAGGGUUUCGGAUCAGCAUGCACCAAGCGUAAUUGGAGUAGAGGCGGUUGAGGUAGAAUCAAAGGCUGCAAAUUUGCCCGUUGGAGGGGAAGAGAGCAGUCCAAAGAAGCAGGAUGAUAGUAAAGACGUCGUAGGCUCCGACCAUCAUGUAUUAUCUGCAGAUGAUGACAGAACCGGAGGUGAACAAAAGGAUGAAAUUGUGUUCCUCAAAAGUGCAGUAGAAUCAGAUGUGAAAGAUGAUGUAGUUCUUAAGUUGGAUUUCGAACAUGAGGGGAAAGUUGUGGCAGAACUGGUAUUAGAGUACAUUCCGCCUACCGAAGGUCAGUGUAGUGCCAGCACCAGUGCUGUGGAAGUCGGUGGCAAGUCUUCAAGUGACGCUGACUUUUCUGGGAAGUCUGAGGCCAAAAAUGUGAAGGCUUCUCCCGAAGAAUCACUUCAGGCGACUGUCAAGUCUUUGGAUGACGUUGUUAACGACGAAAGCAAUGUUCACAGUGCGGACAAUUAUGAUUUUGUCGAGUAUGAUGGUUCUGACUACGAAGCAGAAAGGGCGUCUGAUGCCGAGAAAGCUGUCCCGGACAAGACGAUGGAGGAACCCCAAAUGGCAGAAUUUGCACAAGCUGAAAGUCCGCGUGAAUGGAAUGAAGGCCAUAUCGAAGAGAUGGAGGCUGAACACGUUGACUAUGACGACUCUGCUGAUUCUAGAGACGGAGAAGAACUUGGUUCAGAUGCAGAUGAACGUGCGGACGGGGAGUGGAGAGGUAGCGUUGGAACUCGUCAUCAAGGUGAAGUAGAAGGUCCGAUUAAAGCCGAAAGGAAUGGAGAUUCAAGUCCUACCCAUGUCGAGAAAGGUGCUCACGGGGAAGUGAGUAAGCCUGCCCUUGCCUUCCAGGAUGACAAACAGCUGGAUGUAGAGAAGGCAUCGACCAAAGGUUCUGAUGUGGAAUGCUUACCCACGGAAACGAAGAGCGUCGCUGGAGGCCAGAGUGAUGAAAGCAGAGAACCUGAGGAUGGUCCUUCUCUAGAGAGGCACGGAGGCGACGACAAAGCUGCCCACAGGGAGAAUGCGGAUGUCAAAUUCGUAGAGAAUGCACAUACGAGGGAAGAAAAGCGUUUGCACGAGGACAAGGACCUUUCUGCUAUUGCAGUAAGACGAGGUGAUGGUCAAAGCAGGACUAAAUCAUCUGGUUGGGAUCAGUUACCUGAGGGCUUUGACAACCCUGAUGAUGCCUUGCGGGCAGCAAAAGGGAAUCCAGUUGUCCGAACUGGUCGCGGUAGUCCUUGGGGAAGUACUAACGGAAGAGGUGCCAGCAUAAGCCCGCGAGGGGGUCCAGUCACCAGUCGAUUUGGAAGGGGCUUGCGCACGGAUAGCAUUGGGGACAGAGCAAGGUCUGAAGACUCUUGGACCAGGGAUGAUCAUCAGCAUGGAUUAAGGGGUGAUGACACCCUUGAUAUCAGUCCCAGACUCGCUUCACCGAGAGAGCUUGGACGGGGUAGAACACAUGGAAGAGGAGGCUCACCUGUGGUUCGUGCGAGAGGCCGAAUGGAACCUUGGAUGGACAGCCCGAGCGGUCCCACAAGUCCAUGGGGCCCCAAUCGACAUCCUUCUCCGCCAGGUCGCUACAAUGACGCGGUUGGCUUCGGUCCUCGUGGUCCUACGAAUGCCGCUGCAGUAGCUGCUGCCAAGGUUGAAAGCAGUGGUUUUGUAGUAGCACCUGAUGGUACUGUGACCAAAGCAGGAAGCUCAUCGCGUGGACCCCCGAGACCAUUCCAAACCGGAGGUCGGAAUGGUAGGGGAGUAAUGUUCAACAUGGGAAGAGGAGGACCAGGAAUGGGAAUGGCUGUGGGGAUGAACCUUGGUGGUUUAAGAGUCAGCAUGGGAAGGGGAAUGGGGAUGGGUAUGGGUCCCGGUAUGGGUAUGAAUAUGGGUAUCGGUAUGGGCAUAGGAAUGGGUGUAGGACCUGGCCUUGGUCUUGGGUUACCUGGUCGUGGUGGCCCUGGAGGUCGAGGAAUGGACGUCCGAUACACAGGCCCUUAUACUGGCCGUGGAUCAGGCGGAAGUCCUCUUGUAGAAGGUUCGUCUUCAAGUAGACGUGGGAGGUCUCAUGAAGAAUAUCCUGAUAAUUGGUCUAGAAGGGAGGAACGGAGCGUAUCUCCAAGAAAGAGGAGGAGCCCUUCUAGGAGAUCAAGGUCGCGAACUCACUCCAGGUCGAGAUCACGAACAAGGUCUCCGAGGGUGCGCACUCCUCCUCGACCAACGAACUCUAGUGGUAGUGGUGGAGGAGUUGUGGAGAAGAGCAUUAAGAAGCGAAGCCACUCUCCUGCUGCUCAUAAACCAGAACUGAAGAUCGAGAGAGUCGAGUCACCUCCAGCGCGUCGAUCAGUACCUCCGCCACCGAAGCUUCCUCUUCCUCCGCCACCUCCGCGAAGCCAGAGGUCACCACCAGCUGGCUUGAAACGCUUGAGUGAUAGCAAGAGGGACGGAGACAGAGCUCGGUCGAGAGACCGAGAAAGAGAGAGGGAGAGGCCAACAACGAGAGCGCGAACUCCACCCAGAAGAACUUCUCCCCACGUUGUGCACGGCUCUGCGUUGAUGGAUGAUAGAGAUCGGCAAUUACUUGCCGGCAUAAGACAUGUAUCGCCAGCUGGCGGUCGACACCGAUCCACUGAGAACGCAGGAGCUACCGCAGCCGGCUCUACCCGAGACUCACCCCCUUUGACAAGUCCCUCAGCAACCCUUGGGCGCGUAGCUGAGGGCAAUAGUGAGGCACGAAGACAGUCAGGUGAUGAAGGUGGUGAGAGUAAAGUGCAUGGGCCGAGACGGGAAGAGACCGGUCCUAAAGUGGAGCAGCGAAGCAGCAAAGACGCUUCCAGAGGAGAACGGGAACGGAGUUCAAGAAGAGAUGGUGGUAGAGACAGGGAUGAGGAGAGGAGAGACGCUAGUAAGAUGAGUUAUAGCAGCAGAGACAGGGAUGGUAGGGGUAGUAGUAUCAUGAAGUAUAAUCGAGAAGGAGAUGAUGACGUGGCUCCCCGGAGGAGGCGGCCAUCUCCGUAGUCACUGUGAACUAUGAGCAGUAGUUUACUCGGUGGACAGCUUCCCAAUUUUAGGGGUAGCUUUUGUCCCAAAUGGCUGGUUGGUGAAUUGCGAGAUCGAGUUGUGUAAGUAACUUCGUUCAUUUUCUUGUUCUAAUUAGGUUCAUAGUGAUCACCCUCAUCACCCUUUUCUCUAGGGGUUUUCAACCAGUCAGCAUAUCAUGCCUUCACCUCAGUUAAUAAAAUGAAAAUGGUAACUUG
Marchantia polymorpha subsp. ruderalis is the source of this 7324-nucleotide messenger RNA. Lineage: Eukaryota; Viridiplantae; Streptophyta; Marchantiopsida; Marchantiales; Marchantiaceae. The record is from the annotation of a GenBank genome assembly.